Molecule: messenger RNA, 2014 nt
Organism: Pseudo-nitzschia multistriata
Lineage: Eukaryota; Bacillariophyta; Bacillariophyceae; Bacillariales; Bacillariaceae
Source: the annotation of a GenBank genome assembly
GAGAACCCGACCGUAGCGCAAAAAAGCGUCGCGGUUCCGUUGUUGUAGAGAGCAGCUGAGCACGGCCAUGAGCGAAGACGAGUCCAAGCCGGAAGCCCCGUCCGCCCAGGGGGAGGUUCCGAACGGCGAGCCACCGGGAGAGUCCAAGCCGGGAGCCCCSGGGGAGGAUUCCAAGCCCGACGCAGGAGGCCCGUCCGCGGAAAGCGAGCCAUCCAAGGCGCCCCCCGGGGAAGGGGCUCUCUCCCCGGCCAACGUGAAGGUCGARGAACCCCAGCCCCCCUCACGAUCGUCCCCCCCCGAGAGCGAGCGGGUUCCCACGCCGCCGCCCCCUCCCGGCGGGGACGACCGGGGCGAGGAGCCACAACAGCGCCCGCCRCAGCCGCCCCCCGAGGGCCCACCCGAGGACGAGGGCCACCCGGACCCGCGCAUGCCCCCGUACAUGCACGGGGGGCCUCCGCCUCCCUACGGCUACCCGCCUCCCCCCAUGCCCCACGGAUACCACGGGGGGGCCCCGCCGGACGGGGGAGGGGCCACCCCGCCGCCGGGGUACCCGCCCCCUCCGAGGGGAUACGACCAGGGGCCGUACGGGAUGCCCCCACCGAUGGCCUACGCCGGGUACCCUCCGGGCUAUCCACCGUACGGGGGUUACCCACCGCCCAUGGCCUACGGAUACCCGCCCUACGGGUAUCCCCCGCCGGAUCCGUCCAUGGGGGGGGCCUACCCACCUCCCCCCGGUCACCACGAGGAUCACGACGGCCCCCGUAUGGGGGGACCGCCCAGCCCCUCGAAGGUGGGCCGGGACGAGGACGACCGYAAGAUGAAGGAGGGCCACGAUCCCCACGGGGGACACCCGGACCACGAGCACAUGGGCGGCGAGGACGGCCGGAUGGCAAUGGGAGGAGACGAUCAGGAAGAAGAGGACAUUGUUCCGGGUGCCGUGACCGCGGGGCGCCUCAAAACCUACAUCAAGCCAAGGAUUCCGACCACCCAGGACGUCCUGGACCGCCGRGCCCGCAAGAACGCRCAGUCCCGUGCAAGGGCGGCCAAGCUGAGGGAACGGAUCGCCAUCAUCGARCAGAAACCGAACCAGGAGCGGAACGAGGAAGAGAUGCAGAUAUUCGCGCAGUACGAGAGCCGGAGGAAACGAAAGAACGAUCGCUCGAGGGAACGGGCCCUGGAGAAGAAGGAAGAAAUCGAUCGGAUCCUUGCCAAGCCCGAGAAAAAGCGGUCCAAGAUCGAGAAACAGUUCCUGGACAAUGCUCUCUCGGCAAAGAAGCGAAAGAACGAGGGAGAUCGACUGCGCCGGCAGCGUCUGAAAGAAAUGGGCCUGGCGGCAAAGGGCGCCGCAAUGAAGGCUGCGGCCAUGGCGAGGGCCGCCCGGCACGGGUACCCGACGUAUCCCCCUCCUCCCUACGGCUACGGCGGGCCACCCAUGUCUCCCAUGCCCAUGGGAUACGGRCAGCACCCACACAUGCAAUCCCCGGGGGGCUUUGGGUCCCCCCCGCCCGGCAUGUAUCMGAGCCCACAGCACGGAGGCCGACCCGGCGGGCCACCGGGGACACCCCAGGGCGGGAUGCCCUACAUGCCCCCGAGGGAAGCCUACGAACAGCACCCGGGAAACUCGCCCUCGCAGUAUCCAAAUCCCCACGGUCCGGGCGUCGUCCCCGGCAGGGUGGAACAGCGGCGCCACGCCGAUGGCUCCAUGAGCAUAUCGAUCGGGGGAGGAGCCGGUGGAGAGGGAGGCCCGCCGGAGGGAGGCGGGGGAGACCCGAACAUGGCCGACGUCUCUCACCUCCUGAUGUACGACAACGCGGAGGGMGGCGACGGUCCACCGGGUGGCGCCGGCGGAGAGGGAAAAUAGGAACGAACCCAAACCAAAAAGGAACACCGCGCCGCUGCGCGUCUGGUGAAAUCCAAAGGAGACGCCAGACAARAAAGAAAACACCAGCGGUAGGCAAGAAAGAAUCGAUCAACCGUGCGAUCGAAUCGUAUCGAAUCAAAUUGAAUUGAAUCG